Messenger RNA from Adineta ricciae, 672 nucleotides. The record is from the annotation of a GenBank genome assembly. NCBI's taxonomy places the organism in Eukaryota, Metazoa, Rotifera, Eurotatoria, Adinetida, Adinetidae.
AUGGCAGCAUCCAAUAAAACAGCAGCUGUAUACCGACUGAUUAUGGUUGGCAGUGGUGGUGUUGGAAAAUCAGCUCUCACCCUUCAGUAUAUGUACGAUGAAUUCGUUGUGGAUUACGAGCCAACAAAAGCCGAUUCCUAUCGAAAAGCAGUGAUGCUUGAUGGUGAAGAAGUUCAAAUUGACAUAUUAGAUACUGCUGGCCAAGAGAACUAUGCUGGUUUGUUUACUCUGAAUAACUAUGCGGAUAUUUCUGAUGAUUGUAUUUUAGCAAUUCGAGAUACGUACAUUCGUAGUGGUGAAGGUUUUCUUCUUGUAUUCGAUGUCACUGACGGUGAAUCGUUUUCUGAUCUCAACGAACUCUAUGAACAAAUUUUGCGUGUCAAAAAUGGAGGAACAAAUAUUCCCGCAAUCUUAGUAGGAAAUAAAAUCGAUUUAGCUGAACGACGCAAAGUUACGUUGGAAGAGGCAGAGCAAAAAGCACGUAGUUGGUCGAUUCGGUACAUUGAAACAUCAGCUAAAACAAAGCAUAAUGUUGAUAAAGUUUUCUGUGAAUUGAUGCGUAUUGUCCGUCCGUUUAAGAAUCCCGUACGCGAAACACACACAGUUGCACCACCUGGCCGACAAAUCAAACCUCAGAAAACAAAAAAAGGUUCCAAAUGUGUUAUUUUAUAA